AUGGCCAGUGUAUCACAUACCCAUUCCCACGGGGAUCUACGCGAUGAUGAAUCAAUUCUUGAUGAUGAUGUUAUUGAAGCCGAUGAUGCCAUCGACGCUGAUGACCCGUUACACGAUACCGAUACCACUCCCUUAAGAGGCAAUAUUCAGCCCGAGGCUUCGAGUUCCCGAGGAGGAAAUCUUUCCGGCAAUUACCUGACCUCUUCAAUCCCCGGUGAAGACCGCCGCGCCGCUCAGAACACCAUUGAUGAAACAGUAUGGGAAACCGUGUCGCGUGAUCUAUUGGCAGUCUGGGAGAAGAUGCGCCAGGUUUUGUGGCCCAAAUACUUGAUGGGUGGGAUGCUUCAGCGUGGUGGUGGAGGUAUUGGUGGUGCAGCCGAACGAGGAGAGGCCACUGGGUUUGGUAGUGGUGGUGGUCUGAGGAAUCUUGUGGGCCGCUGGCCGGACGCCGAUACUGUCUUGCAAGGCGGAAUGAGUGAAGGUCUGCGUGACUGGGAUCUCUGGGGUCCACUCAUUUUCUGCUUGCUUUUGAGCUUUUUCCUAGCAAUGCGCGCAAAGGGAGAUCAGUCAGACCUGGUCUUCUCCGGUGUGUUCUGUAUCGUGUGGAUUGGAGAAGCGGUUGUGACUUUACAGAUUAAGCUGCUGGGUGGGAAUAUAUCCUUCUUCCAGUCUGUCUGCAUCAUCGGCUAUACGCUCUUCCCUCUUGUCAUCGCUGCCCUUCUUAGUGCGCUUGGCCUGCCGACUAUUGCGCGGAUACCGGUAUAUCUUGUCUUGAUCGCAUGGUCUUUGGCGGCGGGCAUCAGCAUUCUUGGUGGAUCCGGAGUGCUCAAGAAUCGGGUCGGUAUCGCAGUAUACCCGCUGUUUGUCUUCUACAUUGCGAUCGGUUGCCUCUGCUUUAUCAGUUAA
Molecule: messenger RNA, 906 nt
Organism: Aspergillus bombycis
Lineage: Eukaryota; Fungi; Ascomycota; Eurotiomycetes; Eurotiales; Aspergillaceae
Product: Yip1 domain protein
Exons: 4
Coding region: 1-906 (301 amino acids)
Biological process (GO): endoplasmic reticulum to Golgi vesicle-mediated transport
Cellular component (GO): trans-Golgi network; membrane
Source: RefSeq, a predicted model, not a curated record